GUUUUCGACUCGGUCGCCCGAUUUUCGAGUAUCGCGUGUGCGUAGUUCGUGAAUUUCAAGUUUAUCGUAAUUUAGUUUUUUUAUUUUGCAUAUUCUAUAUACAUGUUAUAUAAAAUGAAAUAAUUUAAAAUCAAAUUUACAAUGAAUAUCACUUCUAUAAAUAACACUUGUCUGCCCGAAAAAGUACUAAAUCCUGGUUGGUGUCCUAGUCACUGGGAUCUAUUGUUAUGUUGGAGAACUUCAAAACCGGGUGCUGUGGUUUACCAAGCUUGUUUUGAUGAACUGAACGGAAUGCGUUAUGAUACAUCACAAAAUGCUAGUCGUCGUUGCAAAUCGAAUGGUGUUUGGGAAAAUUCUUCUGAUUAUAUGAAUUGCCGACCUUUGGAUACAAACAAUCCAUUGUAUCCAGAUCCAUCAAUUGUAUACACAUCAUACUUUUACUAUGGCGGUUAUACUAUAUCAUUAGUGGCAUUGGUGGCAGCUGUAUCCAUAUUUGUUUACUUUAAAGAUUUGCGAUGCUUGAGAAACACAAUACACACAAAUUUGAUGUGCACUUAUAUACUAUCUGAUUUUACAUGGAUAUUGACAUCAACACUACAGGAAUGGCUUUCAGCUAGUAAUAACGCUUGUGUGUUAUUUACAUUUUCGUUACAUUACUUUGUUUUAACAAAUUUCUUUUGGAUGUUUGUCGAAGGCUUGUAUCUGUAUAUUUUGGUCGUAGAAACUUUCACCAGAGAAAAUAUCAAGCUCCGCGUUUACAUGUUUAUUGGCUGGGGUUUCCCGCUUGUAAUUAUGAUUGUUUGGGGUGUUUCUAAGAUCAUCACACCAAUUGAAGUAGAGGAAAGAAGCGAUUCUUGUAGUUGGAUGACACCACAUCCUGUGCAUGAUUGGAUCUACCAAGGGCCGGCGAUAAUAGUGUUGAUAGUAAACUUAGUUUUUCUAUCAAAAAUAAUGUGGGUACUAAUAACAAAGCUAAGGUCAGCGAAUUCGGCUGAAACCCAACAAUACCGAAAAGCCAGUAAAGCUUUGUUAGUUCUCAUACCAUUGUUAGGCGUUACCUACAUACUAACCAUGGUCGGGCCUACGGAAUCCGGUACUUACGCUAACUAUUAUUCUUAUGGUAGAGCUACACUUUUGUCUAUGCAGGGCUUUAUGGUGGCAAUAUUUUACUGCUUUGUCAAUUCUGAAGUUAAGAACACGUUCAAACAUCAUUUCAUCCGAUGGAAUGACGCAAGGAAUCUGAGAACCGGUGGUAGCCGAAGAUUUACUUAUUCAAAGGAUUGGUCACCGAACACAAGGUCCGAUAGUGUCAGGUUGGCCCGACCAUCGAUCAUCGCCGAUACGGUCAUGAACAAAGGCAAGAGGGCCUCGACCGUCAGCAGUUCGACGACGAUGACGUUCAUCGUCUCUAACGGGUCCGGCGGCGUAUUGCUAUCGAACGCCUGUCAAAAUCGCAUGUUGAACGCUCCCCCCGAAAAUCUCGUCUAGAAAAAAAAAACCAAAAUAUAUGUAUUAGGUACGUUUUAAAGGUCCGACGGCACCGUCGUUAGUAAACAACUAGACAGUGUCUUUUUGCCCCGCAGCUACUCGCUAUUAGUAUAAAAGUUCCUAACCGGUAAACCCAUUACUUUAGAACUAUGCGUGUCACUUUUACCACCACAAUCCCACAAUUCUCUUGUAUAGCUAUAUAGGUAGGUAAUAUAUUUAUACCACUUAAUUAUUGCGUGACGUUUUUAAAGUGUUUUCUGUGUGUUUGUGUGUGUGUGUGUGUGUGUGCGUGUGUGUGUGUUAAGACUUCUUAAACAUCCGUAAAUUAAAUGCGAUUCAAAAGUAUUGCUCAUAAUAUAACCUAUAAUCCUAUAAUAUUGUUAUUGUUAUAGACUCUACCUACUUUAGAAAAAUUGAAAAAUGUAAACAAUGAAUAAAACUCACCUUUCUGUAAACAAUAUAUGAAUAGUGAAUACUCUGCUCGCUCAGACCUUCAUUUUUAUAUUUUAAAAAUCACCAAAACAAUUCCAUGAUUAUUAUUUUUUAUUUCUACAGAAUUUUAAAUAUAAUUUGUCUUCGUUUGAACAUAAUAUUAUAACAAACAACAUUUAACCUACAAGUUUUCCAAUUAGAAUAAAUUAUAACAUUUAAGUGAUAUUUUAGAAUUGUUCAAGAUACUAAUUUAAAUGUUUACUUUUUUCUAUUUUUUUCUAUUUGUCUAAAAAUAAUUGUUCAUUUAUAUUAAAAAAUGAACAACGAAAUACUUGAGUAAAUGUAUCACUUUGAGUAAUAUUCACAAACAGGUCUCAAUAUUUAUAUUUAAAUUCAGGAAAAAAUAAAAAUAUGGUGAUUUAGUUAAUGUUUUUAUUUAUCAGUGUAAAUACUAAAUAGUAACUUUGAGAUUUAAUUAAAAAUCUAUUAAAUAACAAUGUAAUACAUACAUCAAUUACUUUUUUUUUGAAUCUAUGCAGUAUUUAUAUCCGAAAAAUAACAUGCACAAUCCAUAUGUUCCUCGUAUACCUAAUUGUAUGAUUAAUAAUAUAUAUAUAUAUAUAUAUAUUUUAAGUUAAUCUAAUUCCUAUAAGUAUUCAUAUUUAUAUCAUAGAAUUAUGACUGGCAUUUUUGUAAAAAAUUUACCUAGAUACUAUUGAAUCGCGAAAUAAUAAAAACGCGUUCGUCUCUGUGUAUUAAAACUAAAUAUAUGUGUGUAGUGAGCAGAAACUUAAAUUUAAGAUUAAGUUAUUCCAUAAUACCUAUACUAAAUAUACGUACUUAGAUUUUGUAUAAUUUUAAUUCAAAAUUAACAGAUAGUAAAUUAUUAAAUUAUUAUCUUUUAAUUAAUACAAUUAUAAGUAUUUGGUAACGCAGUGUUUAAUGACACAUCAUAUCAGUGCUGCAACUAGGUUUAUGCAUAUCAUAUUUAAAUCGUUGGAGGUGUAAUUAAUAGCCACUACGAUCAAUUCCAUGAAUACAUCGUACUGAACUGGCGAUUCGUGAAUAAGUUGAUAAAGAUAACCCUUAGUCGUGGCUCUGUAUAUCAGUAUUGUUAUAUUAUUUAAUAGUAAUCAAUUCAUAGGUAAUAAUAAUAUAUUAUUAUAUAUUGUGUAAUAUUUAUGAAGAAUCCAUUAUAAUAUAUAAUUAAUUGCAUACAAUUAGGUAUUAAAUUAUCUUAUGGUGUGUUUUUUUCAACUACCUAUAGGACUAGGUAUACUAGUUGUUGUUGAUCAUAGUCUAUAAGUCUAUUACAGUAAAAUUCCAUUUUUUUCUAUAAAAAUUAAGUUAUAGCAUAAUUAUAAAUUAUAUCAACAAUUGGAUUUAAAAUUUGUUACAAACUAUAAUCAUUAUAAUUAUUAUCGUUAUAAAAUAUGUUAAACAUUAAUUAUUUAUGUUUGACUAUUCAAUAUUAUAUUAUAUAAUACUAUUAUUUAUAAGCUAAUUCUUUGGUUUGAUGUUUCUAUAUUGGUGUAUAAAUAUUGUUUUGAUAAUUUAUUAUAUUAUACAACAUAUAUUAUUAUUAUUAAGUGUGAUUAUUUAAAUCGAAGUUAUUCAGUGUUAUCUCAUAAAUAAAUUAUGA
Metopolophium dirhodum (rose-grain aphid) is the source of this 3562-nucleotide messenger RNA. RefSeq names its product diuretic hormone receptor-like. The transcript has 12 exons. Gene Ontology annotation, cellular component: plasma membrane. The coding region runs from base 142 to 1488 and encodes 448 amino acids. NCBI's taxonomy places the organism in Eukaryota, Metazoa, Arthropoda, Insecta, Hemiptera, Aphididae. Gene Ontology annotation, molecular function: diuretic hormone receptor activity; G protein-coupled peptide receptor activity; peptide hormone binding. The record is from RefSeq and is a predicted model, not a curated record. Gene Ontology annotation, biological process: adenylate cyclase-modulating G protein-coupled receptor signaling pathway; cell surface receptor signaling pathway.